Messenger RNA from Cynara cardunculus var. scolymus (artichoke), 527 nucleotides. RefSeq lists its product as uncharacterized. NCBI's taxonomy places the organism in Eukaryota, Viridiplantae, Streptophyta, Magnoliopsida, Asterales, Asteraceae. Bases 140 to 352 code for a protein of 70 amino acids. The record is from RefSeq and is a predicted model, not a curated record. The transcript has 2 exons.
UUGCAUUGCCAACACUCGAAUUCUCUUCCCGUAAUUUAUCUCCGUCGACCACCGUGCCGCAACCCUAAAAUACGGUUACCAACCAAAACCGUCGUCAUCUUCUGCGACUGCUUUUUGUAGAUUGGAUUAAAUCGAUCAAAUGGCGUUAACGAACCUCAUACUAACCGUGGCAGGAGUGAGCGCAGUGAUUCUACUGAUGAGGAGCGAUGUGAGGCAGUCGGCUUCCAUGCUCAAACGCAACGUUCGUCAUAUUCGCCACUGGCUCGAAGAAGAAUCUGCAUCCGCUGCUAAGGAAAUAGAGAAGGCAAAACCCAAGGAGCUGCCAAAGAAAGAUCUUCCCAAGGACAAUUAAGCGGAGGUACAACACUGAUGGCUAGGGUUAAAAUAACAAAACAUCCAAUGUGAUCCCCUCAAGAACAUGUUAAUUCGUACGUAAAAAUCCCUAGUCUGGCUUGUUUUCUUUAGCACAUACGUAUCUUUUUGGGCAUAUAAUGGUUUUCUUAUAAGUAAAAAAAUUAAAAUUUCAU